Molecule: messenger RNA, 1566 nt
Organism: Pieris macdunnoughi
Lineage: Eukaryota; Metazoa; Arthropoda; Insecta; Lepidoptera; Pieridae
Source: the annotation of a GenBank genome assembly
AUGAGUUUAUAUGUUUAUGGUGAUAAAAAUGUUGAAGUUCCUACUCAACUUCAUUUUGGAAAAUACCUAAUGAAACAGUUGCUUAUGGGAGGAGACACGAUUGCUGUGGAACAUGCGGAUACUGAAGAAAAAUUAACAUACAAAGAGCUGUUGCAACAUGCAGUCAAUUUGGCCAGUGAACUGAUGAAGCUGGGAAUUGGAAGAGGAGAUAUUGUAGCUGUGGGUUCGGAAAAACGGAACACACUAAUAAUCACUAUAUUUGCUGUAACUUUUACGGGAGCUACCUAUACUGCGUAUGAUUUGCAUAGUGGAAAAUUUUCUCUUAAGCACAAAAUAUCAGUGGCUCACCCUAACUAUUUCAUAUUUUCUAAGUCGUUUUGGGGAUUGUAUAAUGAAUUAUUAUCACCUGAAUUGAUGACGUUAAUGACUUUCGACGAUGAACCAACAUCAGCGCAUUCAAUAAAGUCCUAUAUAAAUAAUGACGUUGAUAUAAAUAGCUUUGAGCCGGGGGAAGUGUUCGGGCAAAUGGAUAUUGCGUUAAUUCUUUAUUCGUCGGGAACAACUGGACUGCCGAAAGGUGUUCGGUUAACUCAUAUGAACUGUAUAUUAAACAGUUUACCAUACAAACUGGACCGUGACAUUACUAAGACAAUUUUCACGUGCGGAGAGUGGUUUCAUAACUAUGAUAUAUUUUCCUUAUACAAAUUUAUAAGUGCUGGAAGUACAAUAAUUUACCUCUCUGAUGUUACUUCGCAAAGAAUUGUGGAAUGCAUUGAUAAAUAUAAAAUUAGUAUGGCGAUGUUAGUACCUUACCUAAUUGUCGGUCUAUGUAAAGUGAAUAAUAACUACAACUGGGACUCCCUAAGAAUCAUUUAUAAUCGAUCAGCACCUCUUCAUAACAAAACAAUCGAACAAGCUAAACAAAGAUUUCAGAAUGUUAAAAUUUUUCAAGGUUAUGGUAUGACUGAGUGUGGUGAACUCACAUCUGAAACAUGGGGUCAUAUGGGACCAAAGCCUGGGAGUGUCGGAAUGGGAUCUCCAGGUAUUAUUUUGAAGAUUUCAGACCCGAAAACAGAUGAAACGCUUGGUCCGAAUCAAAGGGGUGAAAUACGUGCUAAGGGUCCUGUUCUUAUGAAUGAUUAUAUUGGAAUAGAUCCUGCUACGUAUUUAGAUAAAGAUGGAUUCCUUAAAACUGGCGAUUGGGGAUAUUAUGAUAAUGAUAAUUAUUUCUAUAUAGUUGACAGGAUCAAGGAAAUAUUGAAUUAUCGGGGUGAUCAGGUACCGCCACUGGAACUAGAGACUAUUCUACAAUUACAUCCAGAGGUCCUGGAAGCAGCUGUAGUUGGCAAAUAUGACGAGGUAUGCGGAGACAUUCCAACAGCCUUCGUUGUUCGUCAACCAAACGCCAAAGUGACAGCUAAAGAAUUAAUAGACUACGUUGCUAUUGAGGUUCCAUCGUUCAUGCAGUUGGCGGGUGGUGUAAUAUUUAUUUCAAAAUUACCAAGAAAUCCUCGAGGAAAAGUCCUACGCAGUGACCUAAGAAAACUAUUGAAUGAUAAUAAUUAA